AUGAAAGCAGUCGUUGCCGGAGCAUCUGGUGGCAUUGGCCAGCCCUUGUCGCUUCUCCUCAAGACCUGCCCGCUCAUUGACGAGCUCAGCCUCUACGAUGUCGUGAACACACCCGGUGUCGCCACGGACCUUUCCCACAUCUCAUCGCCAGCGAAAGUCACGGGCUUCCUGCCUAAGGACGAUGGCAUGAAGAAUGCCUUCACCGGUGCCGAUGUCGUCGUUAUUCCGGCUGGCAUCCCCCGCAAGCCGGGCAUGACCCGUGAUGACCUCUUCAAGAUCAACGCCGGCAUCGUCCGCGACCUGAUCAAGGGCGCAGCCGAGUACUGCCCAAAGGCUUACUUCCUCAUCAUCUCCAACCCAGUCAACUCCACAGUCCCAAUCGCCGCUGAGGUCCUCAAGGGCGCGGGCGUCUUCGACCCCAAGAAGCUUUUUGGCGUCACCACGCUCGACGUUGUCCGCGCCGAGACCUUCGUCGCUGCCAUCACCGGCGCGAAGGAUCCCUCCAAGUGCAAGAUCCCGGUCAUCGGUGGUCACUCCGGCGAGACGAUUGUGCCGCUGUUCAGCCAGAGCGAGCCGAAGGCAGAUAUCCCAGAAGAUAAGCUUGAUGAUCUAAUUUACCGCGUACAGUUCGGCGGUGACGAGGUCGUCAAGGCCAAGGAUGGUGCAGGAUCUGCCACUCUCUCCAUGGCCUUCGCCGGCUACCGCUUCGCCGAGAAGAUCAUCAAGGCCGUCAACGGCGAGAGCGGCAUCGUUGAGCCGACCUACGUCUACCUGCCCGGCGUUGAGGGUGGUGACGAGAUCGCGAAGGAAACCGGCUGCGACUACUUCUCCGUACCUGUGGAGCUUGGCCCCGAGGGUGCCAAGAAGGCCCACAACGUCGUGUCCUCGGCCAACGACUACGAGAAGAAGCUCCUCGAGGCAUGCUACAAGGGUCUCAAGGGCAACAUCGAGAAGGGCAUUGAGUUCGUCAAGAGCUCGGCAGCAAAGUAA
This is a messenger RNA of Coniosporium apollinis CBS 100218, 990 nucleotides long. Its product is annotated as malate dehydrogenase, NAD-dependent. Gene Ontology annotation, molecular function: L-malate dehydrogenase (NAD+) activity. The transcript is spliced from 7 exons. The record is from RefSeq and is a predicted model, not a curated record. Gene Ontology annotation, cellular component: cytoplasm. Lineage: Eukaryota; Fungi; Ascomycota; Dothideomycetes. Bases 1 to 990 code for a protein of 329 amino acids. Gene Ontology annotation, biological process: malate metabolic process; tricarboxylic acid cycle.